UUGUGAUAAAGUUAACCCAGCGACAGAAGACUAGCGGGAAGGUAAAAUGUCUAAUUCCGCACCCUAUCAUGGGAACACAUGGAGGUCUUCUGGGGUGGCACGUGGAAAGAGACCACCGGAUUUGGAGCUGUCGGAAACCACCUUUAGAGCGCCUGAAGCACGGACACCUGUGGGCAACGACACUUUUUCUGACAGAGACAAAAUGCCUGAGGACGGUAACCAUACCACCGACGUCCCCCCUGUUCACAUCCACCCGUACUUAUCUCAUCCCCGGAUGUCUGUGCGUAUGUCGGUGUACAGCACCGGGGUCCGUCCGGUCCUCACCCGCGCCUACAUCCAAGGACGCGUGUAUAACUUUCUGGAAAGGCCGUCUGGCUGGAAAUGCUUCGUGUAUCACUUCACAGUGUUUCUCAUAGUCCUGGCCUGUCUGAUCCUCAGCGUUCUGUCUACCAUCGACCAGUACCAGGCCUUGGCUCACACAACACUCUUCUGGGUGGAGAUCAUCCUUGUGGUGUUCUUCGGUGUGGAAUAUUUUGUCCGCCUCUGGUCAGCAGGCUGCCGCAGUAAAUAUGUUGGCAUUUGGGGCCGACUACGCUUUGCCAGGAAGCCAAUAUCUAUUAUAGAUUUGAUUGUAGUCGUUGCAUCAGUAGUUGUGCUGUCAGUGGGAUCCAAAGGCCAGGUCUUUGCCACCUCUGCUGUAAGAGGGAUUCGCUUCUUGCAGAUCCUGCGAAUGCUCCAUGUGGAUCGGCAGGGAGGAACCUGGCGUCUCCUCGGCUCUGUUGUCUUCAUUCAUCGGCAGGAGCUGAUCACUACCUUAUACAUUGGCUUUCUUAGCCUGAUCUUCUCCUCGUACUUUGUCUACCUGGCAGAGAAAGAUGCAGUCGACAGCAGCGGCUCCACGGAGUUUGGAAAUUACGCUGAUGCCCUGUGGUGGGGAGUGGUGACAGUGACUACCAUUGGAUAUGGAGACAAAGUGCCACAAACCUGGAUUGGAAAGACCAUUGCGUCCUGUUUCUCAGUCUUUGCCAUUUCCUUCUUUGCUCUGCCUGCAGGAAUCUUAGGUUCAGGCUUUGCCCUGAAGGUGCAGCAGAAGCAAAGACAGAAACACUUCAAUAGACAGAUCCCUGCAGCUGCCUGUCUCAUUCAGACAUCAUGGAGAUGUUUUGCGGUGGAGAACUUGGAUUCUGUCACAUUCAAGAUGUUUUUGAGGAAGAGAUCCAACAUCCCCGCCUCCUCUCUGUCCACCCCCAAGCCCAAGAAAUCGGUGAAGAUAAGGAGGAAGUUGAAGAGCACUGACAAGGACAACGGUCCAACUUCUCCCACAAUUCCCAGCAUCACCUACGACUCUGUAUUUGACAGUGGGAGGGAGCUGAGUUCAGAUGUUUACAGCACUGUGGGCACAGCUGGUUUAGCAGGAUCCCACACUUUGAGAGGAUGUGAUCUCCAGCAGUCCUGGACGUCUUUAUCUUCCCUUCAAUUCAGCUCACCACCUCCAGUGAAAAAAAGCCCUGGCCUUUUGGAUGUCCACUCCCCGGGCCCCCUCCAGAGGAACUGCAGCUUUGCAGACGACCUGGAGCUGGAGCCAGAGCGAGAGAGUGAACUGAUUCCUGCCACCUCAGUGUCACAAUUGACAGAGUCACACCGAAAAGCCAUCCGGGUGAUCCAGAGAAUGCGUUAUUUUGUGGCCAAGAGAAAUUUUCAGCAAGCUCGUAAGCCGUAUGAUGUGCGAGACGUUAUUGAGCAAUACUCCCAGGGUCACCUGCACCUCAUGGUGCGAAUCAAGGAGCUGCAGAGAAGACUGGACCAGUCUUUAGGGAAGAUAACUUUGUUCCAGACAGGCUCAGACCGAGCCAGAGACAAAGGCAACAACUCUAUCGGAUCCAGACUCAACAGGAUGGAGGACAAGAUAACACACAUGGACCAGACGCUAAACCGUGUCGCAGAAUCCCUGGCCUUCCUGCUGGACCAGAAGGACGUCGGCGAGGGCGAAGGUGGAGGCAGGCAGAGGCCACGGGUUGGACGGGUCUUUAAUGUCCUCCCCAGCCAGGACAGCCUGCCAAGCUACGACCAGCUAUCUUCAUCACCUUCAUCCUUCUCCUCCAACACCGCCAGCACCGCGGUCUUCCCCAACCCUCCCCUCAGCACCACCGCCAGUCAGGAUGAGAACUGCUGA
Molecule: messenger RNA, 2173 nt
Organism: Morone saxatilis (striped sea-bass)
Lineage: Eukaryota; Metazoa; Chordata; Actinopteri; Moronidae
Gene: kcnq1.1
Product: potassium voltage-gated channel, KQT-like subfamily, member 1.1
Exons: 18
Coding region: 47-2173 (708 amino acids)
Biological process (GO): transmembrane transport; potassium ion transport
Cellular component (GO): membrane
Molecular function (GO): voltage-gated potassium channel activity
Source: RefSeq, a predicted model, not a curated record